Pygocentrus nattereri (red-bellied piranha) is the source of this 2957-nucleotide messenger RNA. RefSeq names its product four and a half LIM domains 3a (gene fhl3a). The record is from RefSeq and is a predicted model, not a curated record. Gene Ontology annotation, molecular function: actin binding; transcription coregulator activity. The transcript is spliced from 6 exons. Gene Ontology annotation, biological process: actin cytoskeleton organization. NCBI's taxonomy places the organism in Eukaryota, Metazoa, Chordata, Actinopteri, Characiformes, Serrasalmidae. The coding region runs from base 405 to 1244 and encodes 279 amino acids. Gene Ontology annotation, cellular component: stress fiber; nucleus; Z disc.
GGUAGGCCACUUUAGAGUUAAGGGCUCGAAAAAUCUCUAGGCUGUUCAAAUAUAUCAGGCUAAAUUUAAUCACGAUUUGCUGAUUCAGUUCCUAAAACUCCCAUUGUACGGCUGUUGCUGGGGGAAGAAAGAGAUUUUUUCCUUCUUCAACUGGGGCGGGAACUUGUGACUCACUAACUUCCUCGCUAAGCGCAUGGAGCUGAGGACGCGGAUCACUCUCCGUCUGUCCGAGCAGAAAACACAGCGGCUCACUCCUGCAGGCUGCGGCCGGGAAAGAAAGACCGGGAAUAGGCACUGAAGGACGACAAAACACAGCUCCUUUUGAAUAUCCGAGAGCAAAGCGGCAACAGGGAAGCCGUGGCAGACAGUAUCAGGCAGCUUUUCUAGAAAUCGACCAGGGCAACAUGAGUGAGCGCUUUGACUGUGACAACUGCAAGGAAUCCCUGUAUGGCAGGAAAUACAUUCAGUCAGAGGACAACCCAUACUGCAUCCCCUGCUACGACAGCCUGUUCGCCAACACCUGCGAUGAGUGCAAAGAACUUAUUGGUCACGACGCAAGGGAGCUGUUUUAUGAAGACAGACACUACCAUGAGCAUUGCUUUCGCUGUUUCCGCUGUGAUCGCUCUCUGGCUGAUGAACCCUUCACCAGCCAGGAUGAUGCCCUGCUCUGCAACGACUGCUACUGCAACGAAUUCUCCUCCAAAUGCGUGGCCUGCGAUAAGACUGUCAUGCCUGGCACUAGGAAGCUAGAGUACGGUGGCUCCACAUGGCAUGAGGGCUGUUUCAUUUGUAACAGCUGUGAGCAGCCUAUUGGCUCCAAGUCUUUUAUCCCAGAUAAGGAUGACCACUACUGUGUACCCUGCUAUGAGAAUAAGUUUGCCCCUCGCUGCACCCGAUGCAAACAGGUCUUGACCAAAGGUGGAGUGACCUACCGUGAUGAGCCGUGGCAUAAGGAGUGCUUUUUGUGUACAGGCUGUAAGGUCCAGCUAGCUGGCCAACACUUCACCUCCCGAGACGAUAGUCCAUACUGUCUCAAGUGCUUUGGAAACCUCUAUGCCAAGAAGUGUGAGGCGUGUAGCAAACCAAUCACAGGUUUUGGUGGAGGAAAGUACAUCUCAUUUGAAGACCGGCAGUGGCACCAGACGUGCUUCAUGUGCACCAGGUGCUCCGUGUCACUUGUGGGGGCUGGAUUCUUCCCUGAGAGAGAUGAGAUACUGUGCCGUGACUGCAACAGCAAUCUAUAGAGCCUUCAUCCACUCUCUAAACACACACAUACAUAGACAAACACAUGCCUGCAUGCCUCCACACUUACAGACUCACAGAAUUCAUAGCUUUCACCCACAGUGAUCCUGCUCAGUAAGCACAAGCUUAUUCCUAUUUGAUACUCAAUCAGGGCACAAACAGACAACAUUGUCAGCAUGUUCUAGGCAUGUGCUGGAGUACACUUGUUCUCUGGUAUAUUUGUUGCUGUAGAAAAGGGCAGGUCACUCAUUACAAUGGAGUGACACAACUCCCAAAAGGUCUGUGAAAGAUAAGGCUUGGAAAAAAUACAUCUCUGCAGACUUGUGCCUUAUAAGCUAAUGUACUGCACACCUUUUGGUGUUUUUAAGCAUUUUGUAUUAUCUUUUGCCAAUUUCCUACUUUUUUUAAACAACAAGCCAAAGAACAUUAUAAAGAUCAACUCAAAGUGCCAAACUGUCUUCAAGACCUUGUAGAUUCCCCAGUUGGCUGGUCAACUGCUUGCUUUGGUAGGGUAGAAAGGAGCCAGUCAUUUUUUUCUGUUCAGGGACAGUGUGGCUGCACUACACACAAUAUGCACACCUGAAGCUUGGAGCAGUGAUUUACUGUAGAUGAACCUCCUAUGAUGUCUCAUUCCUAGGACCUCAAAAGGGAGAUGGUUUUAACAGCUUUAAUCUAAAUUAGUCAAAAAUCCACCCAUUUUUGCCCUGCAGAACUGAUUACUAAUGAGUACUUGCAGCCAAUAAAACGCCUAUAACAGAUCUAUAAACAUCAAAGAUCAGAGAGUCUUGUUAAAUGAGAUUCGCCAUUUUCCAAAUGUUCCAAAUGUUUAUUGUGUGCUGCGUUGCACAAAAGUAGCAGCCACAGGAACACCCAGUGGUAAAGUAAUAGAAAAAAGUAAAAGUUGAGUAUUUGAGUGCUGUAGUCUGGUGAGCAUUUUUGCAAUGUUUAUUUGUAUUUUUCACUGUUUUGUUACAGAGCGUAUUGUAACUUUGCAGUCCAAAUGCUUUUGAUACUCUAAUGGACUAUUCCAAAUACUUGUGUGUUUAACUGACCAAAAAGUGUCUUUUACCGAAAUGUGGGAAAUGAAGUUUGUGAUGUGUUUUAGAGAAAGCAUUCAUGCAUUUGCACUAUACCUUGAAAUGUAGUGUAUCCUGUGCACAGACAGUAGUCAAAUUCAAAGACACAGCAUGCAUACACUGUAUAUAAACAGAACACAUACCACUCCCUAUUCCCUAUCUGCUUGCUGUUCUUUGGUCUAACAUAUACUUGCUCACUGCUCUACACGCAUAGCUAUUUUUCUGUAGUCUUUUAGAUGUUAUGUGCUUUACUUUUUUUUUCUUUGAGCCAUAUUUGCUAAGAGUGAAUGAUUGGGCGAGUCCCAUAAAAUGUAUGUUGCAAUAUGAAUAUGUCAGCAGGAUGGUAUGCAUGCUAUUCUCUUACUGUUUAUUUCCUUUCCUGACCUGAUGAUUGAAUGAUGAUUGCUCUAUUACUGAAGAGAAUAUUACUGAUUUCACCAUUAGAAUAUUUCUAAAUAUAUGUAUUCACUUUGAGCUUUGAUGCUGGCUAGUCAGAGUUAGCUAAUGCUUUUUUUAUUUGUUUGUGUUUAGAAAGAUGUAAUACAGACAUUAAGAUUGGGAGUGUGAAAAAAAUACUCAUUCAGAUGCAAAGAUGUUUGCUGAUAUCAUUUGUUAAUAAAUAUUUUAUGAAUGAAUCUA